AUGGAACGCAAGAUCGCACAAGUUAGCCUGCAGACGUUCAUCCAGGCGUUCGUACCCGGAGCGGACAUUCCACCCGAUGUCGUCGUGGACACAUUCGACCCCGCUUGCUUUGAGGGUAAAGAGUGGCCCAUGUAUGACGAGUUGUGCAAGGUGGCAAACUCGGUCUUCGACCACGUCCCCGUCAAAGACGGUAUCCCGAGGCUGGUAGCGAAGAACACACAUCGCUGGCCUGACCCUACCGACAAGCCCGACUUUGAGGAGAACACGGACCCUGACGUAACUGUCUAUCCCGAACACGACGACGCGAAGCGCGCAUAUACGAUCGAGGCGUCAGCGCUCAAAGGAAAGUCGGAGCAGGGAAUCAAGCACUGUGCAGAGAAGGAAGCUAGGACAUCGUGGCUAUGGGCAAGCCUCUUUAUCGAAGCGAAGGCUGCCGCCAACGACUCUCCGUUUGUGGUGCCGCCAGCGAUGAAGACUGGUAGGGCCGAGAAGACUGAAGCACGCACGGCAGCUACGCCUGAUGAGGCAGAGCCGGGAUCAUCAGGUCGGGCGACGGCUGAGACCGCCUCAGCAGCGUCGACGACGGUUACUCCUGCUACUCCGGGACCAAGCAACACAGCCGCACCGCCUUUCCUCCGUCAGGACACCACCAGCGGUCAGCAGACAAUGGGGCAGAUGUGUCAGUACGUUUACAAGAUCCUGCGAAGACAGUUCCUGUCCUGCCUGUUCACGGUGUUCACCUGCCGUGACCAUGCAUGGCUACUCUAUUGGGACCGCGCGGGGCUCAUUGUUUCGGAGCCGUUCAACUUCGUGCAACAGCCGCGCCUCUUGCAGAACUUCUUCUAUCGGUUCGCCUGUAUGGACGUUAUUCAGAGAGGCGGCGAUCCGACGGUUACUCGGGCGACCGAGGACGAGGUUGAGCUGAUGCGCAGCCACGACAGGUUCGACUCUGACUGGCACAAGACUCAGUUCAAGGCAACGUUAGCACCAGGCUGGCCGAUCUACAAGGUCUCUGUUCCCGAAGAAGACAUGAUCUCGGCAGAUGAGCUCAAGACGGGCGUGAAAGCGCAGCGGGAUGUUUCUCAGUCGAACAACGGACGCAAGCCCGAGCGGGAGUUCCUCAUCGGGAAGCCGUACUUCAUGAGUGACUCGCCCAUCGGAGGAGGAACGAGGGGAUAUAUCGCGUAUGAUGUCGCUGAACAUCGACCGGUCUUCUUCAAGGAGUAUUGGCGCGUGGACGAGCCGACCUAUCAUCCGGAAGGAGAGGUUUACCUGGGGUUGCAUAAGCACGGGGUGCAGUACAUAGCAACCCCGAUCGCUGCCGGCGACGUUUGCGGUGCGAUCGGCGAAGGUCGUUCUACUCGCGCGCAAGCGUUCCUCAAAGACCCGCCGCCCAAGCUCAUCCAAUAUCGCAUUUUCUUGAAGGAGAUUGGCAAACCGCUGAAAGAAUAUGGGGAUUCUUACGACUUAGUACUCGCCAUGUACUGCUGUUUGACGGCACAUCAAGAAGCCUGGGAAAAGGCCCGUAUCCUGCACCGCGACAUAAGCAGCGGCAAUCUGCUGCUAUGCUGUGUCGUGACCGAAGAUGGCGACAUCACAUGGAUCGGUAUGUUGGUCGACUGGGGCUUGUGCAAGUACGAGGAAGAGUUAGCUAUGCGGAGUGUGCUGAAAACCCGCUCAGGCACAUGGCAGUUUAUCUCUGCUGUCCUACUAGCAUUCCCGGGACAUUUCGUGCACGCAGUGUGGCACGAUCUCGAGUCGUUCAUUCACGUCUUCCAUUGGAUGUGCCUGCGAUUCCACAUCACGAAUUAUUCAAGGUUCAGGAAGCUGUUGCGAGACCACGUCAGCGCAUUCUACGACGCCUCAGAUGUGUCACCCGAUGGUACUUCUGUUGGCGGGCAAGCUAAGCUGACGAUGAUGCGAGCAGGAACGGUACCGUUCAAGCUCGUCGGAGGAUCUGCUGACCGGUCCACGCCUGGUCUGCACCGGCUCUUGGCUGAUCUCGCGGCGCUCUACGGGUCACACUACAAGUGGCUGAAGCCUCAGCUGCCGACGUCGCACCCGCACGUCGCAUGCUCCGUGACGCCCUCCGUCGAGUCUAAGAAGCGCGCAGCACUCAGAAACCGGUUCAUCGCGAUUUCGGCUGAAGAGCUGACCGAGCCCAUGUCAGAAACAGUGGUUGAAGAAGUACCGACGGCAUCUGUUCUCGAGAAUCACCUGCGGAUCAAGACCGUGUUCGCGGCGGCGUUGCUCGGUGAAGCCCAGUGGACAUACGAUGACAAGACCGGGGACAACUUCGCCUAUGUCAGCACAUCCUUGGAUCAAUGGAGCUGGGGGUCAAGGGAGUCUGUCAAGAGGUCUGCGGACAAUUCUGCGGACGACAGAUCGGACAAGCGCAUCAGGAGUAACAUCAGCAGCGUGUCCGUGUCGACCACUCCAUCGUUGGGCUCUUGA
This is a messenger RNA of Fomitopsis serialis, 2454 nucleotides long. RefSeq lists its product as uncharacterized. Bases 1 to 2454 code for a protein of 817 amino acids. Lineage: Eukaryota; Fungi; Basidiomycota; Agaricomycetes; Polyporales; Fomitopsidaceae. The transcript is spliced from 4 exons. The record is from RefSeq and is a predicted model, not a curated record. Gene Ontology annotation, molecular function: protein kinase activity. Gene Ontology annotation, biological process: protein phosphorylation.